Molecule: messenger RNA, 916 nt
Organism: Heteronotia binoei (common prickly gecko)
Lineage: Eukaryota; Metazoa; Chordata; Lepidosauria; Squamata; Gekkonidae
Product: coiled-coil-helix-coiled-coil-helix domain-containing protein 10, mitochondrial-like
Exons: 4
Coding region: 38-667 (209 amino acids)
Biological process (GO): mitochondrion organization
Cellular component (GO): nucleus; mitochondrion
Source: RefSeq, a predicted model, not a curated record
CGCUUGCGUAGAUGGAAAUCACGCCUCCAACCUAGGUAUGGGCAAGGACUUCAUUGGCUUCCACUGCGCCUGCCCAGAAACGACGUUCUUGCUCACAGAGAUACAUAACCUUCGAGCCACGUGGGUGUCAUUCUGGAAACCGGCUGCGCAAGUAGAGUUCAAGGAGACUCGGACGGGCGUCGGGAGAAGUCCCGGGAGGAGAGCGAGUGCGCUAAACCCAAGGCUCAAGAUGCCCCGGGGGAGUAGGAGUGUGGGGUCUCGGCCGGCUGCGGCUAGCCCAGCACCGUCUCAUGCCCACCCACCGGCUCACCCUCCUCCUUCGGCUGUGGCAGCCCCUGCUCAGCCUCAGCAGCCCGGCUUGAUGGCCCAAAUGGCCUCCACUGCAGCAGGAGUGGCCGUUGGCUCUGCUGUGGGCCAUGUGGUUGGCGGUGCUCUCACAGGGGCGUUCAGUGGGGGCAGCAGCUCCGAGCCAGCAAAACCAGCCAGCACCACCCAGGAGCCCAGGCAGCAGCCGGCCUAUCAGCAAUCCCAGUAUGGACCUUGCCACUACGAGAUGAAGCAGUUCCUGGAUUGUGCUACCAACCAGAAUGACCUGACCUUGUGCGAGGGCUUUAACGAGGCCCUGAAACAGUGCAAAUAUAACAGCGGAGUUACUUCCCUUUUGUGAAGAGAUUUUCCACACUAAUGGUCAAAAUAAUAUCUUGGAGAAGAUCUGUUGAAACCCAAGAGGACUGGAAGGGCUAGUGAGCAGCGGACAAGAAAGGCAAAAGGAUCCAGUCAAAUCGCAAAACCUUUUUAGUGCAGUUAUAAAUUAGCCAGCCAAGAGAAAUUCUGGUUGUGUUCUUGCAGUGGAGCUUUUAAGAUGAAGCUUGUUGUAGAGAAAUGUGAAAUAAAAAAGAUGGUUUAUUUUAAUCUA